AUGUUUUUUUUACAGAGAAAUAUAUAUUUUUAUAUAUUUUGGUUAUCUGUUUUAAUUUUAUGUGAUGUUAUGAAUGUUGGGAUACAGGGAAAGCAAAUAAAUUUAUCGAAAGUAAAUAAUAGAAAUGCAUAUAACUUAAAUUUUAUAAAAAAUUUAAAUAAGUAUCAAAGAAAUCGAUUAAAUAGGUUAAAUAAAUUAAAUGUGUUAAUAAGUUCUCCAGCACAAAUCAAAUUAUCAGAAUUAGAAGAUAAUAGAGAUAGAAGUGGUAAAUUCUGUGUAGUUGAAUUAUGUAGUAGAUUAAAAUGGGUCGAGGAGGGUCGAUAUUAUGAUGUAUUUAGGAUAAAACAAGAAGAAAAUAAAAAUAUAAAUUUAAAUCGAGUAGCUUUUUAUAGUAAUGAAGAAGGAAAGUUAUCUUUUGGUACCCCCUUUUUAGAUAAUGUCCGUGUUAAUGCAACAGUUAUUAAACAUUUUCGAGGAAAUAAAAUAUAUAGAUUAAAAUUUAAAGCAAAAAAAAAUUAUCGAAGAUUUUAUGGGCAUAGACAAGAAAUGAGUAGAAUCUAUAUAAAUAAAAUUGAAUCAAAUAAUGAAUUAAUAAAUGAAGAAAAAAGAAAAUAUAAUUUUUUUAAAGAUGAUCCUAUUUUUUAUAUAUUAAAUCGUAUUCAUAAUAUUGUAAGACCAAGUUUAGAAUUAAAAUAUUUAAAACGAAAUUUUAUUGAUUAUUUGAAUAAUUUUUGUUCUUGGAAAUUUGAAACAUUUUAUAAACAUCGAGGAAAUUAUAAACACGAAAAAAUGCUUAGAAAUAUAUUAAAAACAAAAAAAUUAAGUAAAAGACCCGAAGUUAUAGAACAAGUUAAAAAAAUUGAACAAGAAAAAAAAGAAAAACGUUUAAACAAAUAUGACCCAUUAGAAGAUUUUGAUCCCGUUGCUAACCAGCAUAUGAUUAAGGAGCAUUUCUAUUCUUAG
Plasmodium yoelii is the source of this 963-nucleotide messenger RNA. RefSeq names its product ribosomal protein L21, apicoplast, putative. Gene Ontology annotation, biological process: translation. Gene Ontology annotation, cellular component: ribosome; mitochondrial large ribosomal subunit. Lineage: Eukaryota; Apicomplexa; Aconoidasida; Haemosporida; Plasmodiidae. The transcript has a single exon. Bases 1 to 963 code for a protein of 320 amino acids. Gene Ontology annotation, molecular function: structural constituent of ribosome; RNA binding. The record is from RefSeq and is a predicted model, not a curated record.